CGUCCAUUUGUUAGUAGCCGUUUGAAAUGGGGACCAAAGGGGGCAUGCGCAUCUUCCGGUACGCUGAUCGCACGGACAGGCUGUUGCUGUUGUUCGGGACUUUGGGUAGCAUUGGGGACGGGAUGAGUAUGCCGCUUACGAUGUUGAUUCUCAGUAAUCUGAUCAACAAAUAUGGAAGCACUUACUCUAAAGAUCAUUUAACUUUAAGCAAUCAUUUGGUGAACGAGUAUGGACUCAAGAUGCUGUAUGUUGCUAUUGGAGUAGCCUUUUCUGCUUUCAUUGAGGGAAUAUGCUGGACAAGAACAGCAGAGAGGCAGACAUCUCGGAUGAUGAUGGAAUAUUUGAAAUCAGUUCUCAGGCAAGAUGUUGGUUUCUUUGACAACCAAGCUGAUUCUUCCACUACCUUCCAAGUAAUUUCUAGUGUCUCCUCCGAUGCUCAUUCAAUCCGCGAUGUCAUAGCCGAAAAGAUACCCAACUGCCUGACUCACUUAUCAUCUACAAUCUUCUGCUUCUUAUUUUCCUUCCUACUGUCAUGGAGACUGGCAUCGGCUGUUCUUCCCUUAACACUACUAUUUUUUAUACCGGGGGCAGGAUUUGGGAAGCUAAUGAUGAACCUAGGACUAAAGAUGAAGGAUGCUUAUGGGGUUGCAGGUGGGAUUGCAGAACAAGCAAUCUCCUCAGUCCGAACAGUUUAUUCAUAUGCGGGGGAGAUUCAAACACUAAAUAGGUUUAGCCAAGCACAUCAAAAAUGCACAGAGCUUGGUAUAAAGCAAGGGUUUGUAAAGGGACUGCUGUUUGGGAGCAUGGGAAUGAUUUAUGCAGUUUGGGCUUGUCAAGCUUUGAUUGGAAGCAUUCUCAUUACGGAGAAAGGAGAGAGAGGUGGAGCUGUUUUCAUUUCUGGAUUGUGUGUUGUUCUGGGAGGGCUGUCUAUAAUGGGUGCCCUCCCGAAUAUUUCAUUCUUUGCAGAGGCAAAAGCUGCAGCCACCAGGAUUUCCGAGAUGAUAGACAGAGUACCACUUAUUGACUCUGAAGAUGACUCAGGAAAAAUUCUAGAAGAAGUGAGAGGAGAAAUUGAAUUUAAAGAGGUUUAUUUUAGUUACCCCUCACGAUCUGAUACACUGAUUCUUGAAGGAUUCAAUCUCAGAGUACAAGCUGGCGAGACAGUAGGUCUUGUUGGAGAGAGUGGUUCUGGCAAGUCCACAAUCAUUUCUUUGCUCGAGAGAUUUUAUGACCCUGUCAAAGGAGACAUUCUCUUCGAUGGAUGCAAACUAAAGACUCUUUCGCUCAAAUGGGUGAGAUCUCAGAUGGGGCUGGUUAAUCAAGAACCAGUUCUCUUUGCAACAUCCAUUAAGGAGAAUAUCCUGUUUGGCAAGGAAGGAGCUCCCAUGGAACUUGUUAUAAGUGCAUCUAAGGCUGCAAAUGCUCAUGACUUUAUCACUAGAUUGCCUGAAGGAUACGAGACCCAAGUGGGGCAACUUGGAAUUCAAUUGUCUGGAGGUGAAAAGCAGAGAAUAGCCAUGGCAAGGGCUUUAAUCAGAGACCCAAGAAUACUUCUUCUGGAUGAAGCUACAAGUGCUCUGGAUGCACAAUCUGAAAGAAUAGUGCAAGAAGCCCUUGACAAGGCUUCACUGGGAAGAACAACGAUCAUCAUUGCCCACCGCCUUGCCACAAUUCGUAAGGCCAAUACUAUAGUGGUUCUUCAAUCAGGGAGAGUAGUUGAAUCAGGACCUCAUGAUGAGGUGUUGCAAAUGAACAAUGGAAAAGGUGGAGCCUACUUAAGAAUGGUGCAAUUGCAUCAAUCGACAAUGCAGACUGAAGACACUAGUAUUCCCUAUCAAUCAUCAGGAGCUAGAAGCCCCAACAUAUUGAUGAGUGCUCAGUCUCCCAAGAUUCCUUUCAGAGCAAGAUCAAGUUGGCAAAGCAGCCCAGCUUUCCCCUUCAGCCCAGCAUUAUCCCUCAAUUGGGAGCAAUCCUUUGAUAUGCCUCCUAAUGAUGACAGCAAAGAUGAAAAGCCUUCUUAUCCUACACCUUCAUGGCACUUGCUGCAAAUGAAUGCACCUGAGUGGAAGAGGUCAGUGCUUGGUUGUUUAGGAGCUGUCGGUGCUGGAGGAAUUCAACCAUUCAAUGCUUAUUGUAUGGGAACACUUGUCUCAGUAUACUUACUAAAGGACAAUUCCAAAAUCAAAUCAGAGACCAAAUACUAUAGCUUCAUAUUCUUAAGCCUUACGGUUCUCAGCUUUGUAACCAAUCACCUUCAACAUUAUGAUUUUGCAAUCAUGGGAGAGCAUCUAACGAAAAGGGUGCGGGAGAAAAUGCUUGCAAAUGUGCUCACCUUUGAGAUUGGCUGGUUUGAUAGUGAUGAGAACACAAGUGCAGCAAUCUGUGCAAGCCUAGCCAUGAAAGCCAACAUGGUUCGAUCUCUUAUUGGAGAUCGUAUGUCAUUAUUGGUACAGGUGUUCACCAAUGCUUCCUUGUCUUUUGUCCUUGCAUUAGUGGUCACAUGGAGAUUAGCCAUUGUGAUGAUUUCCAUGCAGCCUUUUCUCAUAUGGUGCUUCUAUUCAAGGACUGUUCUAAUGAAGAACAUGUCUGAGAAAGCCCGAAAGGCACAUGAUGAAAGAAGCCAAUUAGCAAGUGAAGCAGCUGUCAAUCACAGGACCAUUACUGCCUUUUCUUCUCAAAAAAGAUUACUAGGUCUCUUUGCAAAUACAAUGAAAGGCCCAAGGAAAGAAAGCAUCAAACAGUCAUGGCUUUCAGGUGUUGGGAUGUUUAUCUCCCAGUUCCUGACAACAGCUUCUGUAGCUUUGACUUACUGGUAUGGAGGGAGACUAAUGACUCAAGGAUUAAUUUCCCCAAAGCAGAUAUUUCGAGCUUUCUUCAUCUUGAUGAGCACAAGUAGAAAUAUUGCAGAAGUAGGAAACAUGACAUCUGAUUUAGCCAAAGCUGCCAAUGCAAUCACAUCACUUUUUGCAAUCCUAGACAGGAAGAGUGAGAUUAAGCCUGAAGAUCCAGAAGGGAUUAAGGUUGAAAAGAUUAAGGGUGAAAUAGAGCUGAGAAAUGUGUUCUUCUGUUACCCAUCGAGACCUGAAAAAAUGAUCUUCAAGGGCCUAAAUCUUAAAAUUGAAGCUGGAAAAACAGUGGCAAUCGUGGGACAGAGUGGUUCAGGCAAAUCAACAGUCAUUGCACUAAUUGAAAGAUUCUAUGAUCCAAUAAAGGGGUCAAUACUAAUAGAUGAACAGGACAUCAAGAUCUACAAUUUAAGAAACUUGAGGUCUCAUAUUGGAUUAGUGAGUCAGGAGCCCACUCUUUUUGCAGACACUAUCCGCCAGAACAUUCUCUAUGGUAAGGAAAAUGCUACAGAAGCUGAAGUAAGGAACGCUUCAAUUCUUGCCAACGCUCAGGAAUUUAUAAGUUCUAUGAAAGAUGGAUAUGAAACAUAUUGUGGAGAAAGAGGGGUCCAACUAUCAGGAGGCCAGAAGCAGAGGAUAGCACUUGCUCGAGCAAUUCUGAAAAAUCCAGCAAUCCUUCUACUGGAUGAAGCAACCAGUGCACUUGAUAGCGUUUCAGAGAAUAUAGUCCAAGAAGCACUGGAGAAACUAAUGGGUGGGAGGACUUGUGUAGUUGUAGCGCACCAAUUAUCCACAAUACAGAAGUCAGACUCCAUAGCUGUGAUAAAGAAUGGAAAGGUUGUGGAACAAGGAUCACACUCCGAUUUACUUGCUGUGGGAUGUGGUGGGUCAUACUACUCUUUAAUAAACCUACAAUGUGGCGACUCAGCAACUCCCCUUACAAAAAAGGCAGUGGAACUGUAA
This is a messenger RNA of Cornus florida, 3809 nucleotides long. Its product is annotated as putative multidrug resistance protein. The coding region runs from base 27 to 3809 and encodes 1260 amino acids. Gene Ontology annotation, cellular component: membrane. Gene Ontology annotation, molecular function: ATP hydrolysis activity; ABC-type transporter activity; ATP binding. Gene Ontology annotation, biological process: transmembrane transport. The record is from RefSeq and is a predicted model, not a curated record. The transcript is spliced from 7 exons. Lineage: Eukaryota; Viridiplantae; Streptophyta; Magnoliopsida; Cornales; Cornaceae.